Molecule: messenger RNA, 3644 nt
Organism: Betta splendens (Siamese fighting fish)
Lineage: Eukaryota; Metazoa; Chordata; Actinopteri; Anabantiformes; Osphronemidae
Gene: sox4a
Product: SRY-box transcription factor 4a
Exons: 1
Coding region: 563-1675 (370 amino acids)
Biological process (GO): anatomical structure morphogenesis; positive regulation of transcription by RNA polymerase II; cell differentiation
Molecular function (GO): RNA polymerase II cis-regulatory region sequence-specific DNA binding; DNA-binding transcription activator activity, RNA polymerase II-specific
Source: RefSeq, a predicted model, not a curated record
CAGUUGCUGAUUGGCUGCCCCGUCUCGCGAUGAGCCUAUAUAACGGCGAGGUUCUCGUUGUUGUGUUUACAGUAACAUUACAGAGCGCUCGGGAAAGAGGGAGACUAUGAGAAAGCGCAGCUGCUCCAUUCAACCACAUGGUUCCUCAACCGCACAGACACGCUGCGCUGCAGACAGCCAGGUUCACAUAAGGGACUUGCACUGCUGUUACCCACAGCGGCGAGUAUCGAGCCCUGCCGAGAGAGUUUUCAGCCGCACAGGCAGUUGAAGGUUGCUUUUUUUUAAAAUGAUCUCGGAAUGUAUUUUUUCGCUUCCGUGAAGGGCGCUGUUUAAAAAGAAAAGUUGAUCUCUUUAAAACGGGCUGAACUGAAAAGAAGCAGCGAGGAAACUUUUUUUUUUAGAGAGACUUGAACCCAUCAGCGGUUUGGCUCCAGAGCGCUCGCACUGAGAACAAGUGAGGACUACUUUUUUUUUGUGAAAGUCUACGAGGCAUUUUUUGUGCACCUCAACUUUGUGAAAGCACCGCACUGAGCAGAGUGUUUCCAGACGCUCGGAGGAGAGGAUGGUGCAGCACACGAGCCAGACAGAGAGCGCCCACGCGCACUCACCCGGCGGAGACUCGACAGAUACGGGAGAAAUGGAUUUGGAGAUGGACGUGUCUCCGACCCCCGAGUCCCCGUCGUCCGGGGAGCGCAGCGACCUGGCGUGGUGCAAAACGCCGACGGGCCACAUCAAAAGACCCAUGAACGCCUUCAUGGUCUGGUCACAGAUCGAGAGGAGGAAGAUCAUGGAGCAGUCGCCGGACAUGCACAACGCGGAGAUCUCCAAGCGGCUGGGGAAGCGCUGGAAGCUGCUCAAAGACACGGACAAGAUCCCAUUCAUACGCGAGGCGGAGCGGCUCCGGCUCAAACACAUGGCCGACUACCCAGACUACAAGUAUCGGCCCAGGAAGAAGGUGAAGUCGGGCAGCGGCGCGAGUAAGCAGGCGGAGCGCGCGGAGAAGAGCGGCGAGCGGAGCGCCAAAGCCGGCGUGAAAAGAAGCCCCGGCUCCAAAGUGAGCAGGACGCACCGACAGGGCAGCGCCAAGGGCGCCGCCGGGCACGAGUGCGCGUCUCCCGGCGACCACCAGGCGCUCUUCAAAUCCAGGUCAGUGAGCGGCGCCAGGCAGAUCCCGGAGAAGCGCGCGAGCGAGGCGAGACGCGGCCACGUGUUCGGCGGGGCCGGCAGCCUGGAAAGCGGGCCGCCCUCCGUGGGAGUGCCCGGCAGUCCCACGCUGAGCAGCUCGGCGGAGUCCAGCGACCCGCUCAGCCUGUACGAGGAGCAGAGCCCGGCGGGCAGCGAGUCGUCGCACACCGCGCGCCUCCGGUACGCGCGCGCCUCGUCCCCGACGCCGUCGGCCUCGCACUCUUCGUCGUCCGUGUCGUCCUCGUCGUCGGACGAAGAGUUUGAAGACGAGCGGCUGGACCUGAACCCGAGUCCCGGCUUCGAGAGCAUGUCUCUGGGCGGGAUGGGCUUCUCUGACGCGGAGCUGGACCGGGACUUGGACUGGAGCUUCGGGGAGUGCGGGGCGGGCUCUCACUUCGACUUCCCCGACUACUGCACCCCGGAGGUCAGCGAGAUGAUCUCAGGAGACUGGCUGGAAUCCACCAUCUCCAACCUGGUGUUUACCUACUAAAAGGAGCCGGGCGGAGAGGAUCGCCGAUGUCCCGCUACGUUUUGAACUCGUCGCCCUCCCCUCUCCCAGUCGGGCGCGUGCGUCCAGACCAGAAUAUUUCCUCUAAUCUUUCACUUAGAAGAGUGAAAACAGGAAAGCAAAGGUGGCCUGUGUGCGCUUUGAAGCCCAGGCACGCGCCGCUCACAGACUUGGACAGCGCUCGCUGCGCUUGACGGGUACGCGCGGAGCGGAGGGGGGGUGCUUAGUUAGCAUUUGGACACAGGAGGAGUGAAUGUAAGCAGAGGGCAGCGAAACGCACGGACUUCAGCUCAAACGUCCAGCCCGAUCCGCGGAGGAUGAGGACUAGAUUGAACUUUAACUCGUCAUGUUAUUUUGUUCGGAAAAGAGACGCUCGUCACGUCGGGUUUCGUUUAAGAUAUAGCGAUUUCAUACUGGCCAUCAAGUUGCUAUUCAGGUUGUACUUUUUUUCCAAACUCAAAACAGUUUUCCUAUCAACAGGCAUGCCCUCCGAGAUAAGGAGGAUUUUGUUGUCGUUUAACGCGUAAAAUGUUCAUUGCUGCGUAAUUACGCAAUUUGUGUGACCAUAGGACACAGUUCACGAUCACCAGCUUCUCUUUCAACGGCAGGACUUCAACAGAGACUGACUCGAAACCUUCAGAAACGCUUUUUUUUCUGAACCUUUUAAACACUCAGUGCACAAUUCAGGACCAAUGUUCCCCGACGCGCAUUCUUUCUGCCUAGUGCUUCAACUUUGUAGUUCCUCUGUGUCAGAUGACGUUUUUUAUAUCGAUGUAUUUAUACCGGCCAAACUUUUUUAUACAUAGAAGUAUUGUUCUCGUACAGGUCUCCUUUGUGUUUGUGCACAUACACCUGUCUGUAUCCAGCGCGGAAGGGCUAGAAGUGUAUCUUAUUUAAAAUGUCUGACUUCUCUCACUUUUAAGGAGAUUUGAGUGUGUCAUGAUUUUCUACUUGUAUUUUUGUACAAAAUCUAUAGAAAGGGGGUUUCCAGCGAGUGGGUAGCCUACAACAUUGUUGUUUGGGUCUACAUUCGGUUUUGACGUGCAGAUGGGGGGUUUGUUUGGCACAAUCUGACCUCACGCGGUGUUUACAGUAUUUACCCACAUGCUUCUUAAUGGCACAGUGACUCCAGUUUCACCAGCCAAGUAAACAAAGCACCACUGAGGCUCCCAGUCUGAGUGGUGACUGCGUUUCCAGUACACAUAGACCUAAUGUAUAUGAGUGGAAGAUCCCAGAGAGUCACUGUUUGGAUAGAGCUAAUACCUCUGUGUGCUUUUUGUUUUCUUUUUUUUAUCAAGAUAAGUUUUAUUUGAACCACUGGAUGGAAUCUCACACUCAUUCCACUUUGCCUAGACGUUGGAGGGAGGGAGACGUAUGAAGUGCUUCAUCUGUUAUUGCGCAAAUUGCAUCAAAAAUAGUAUUUAACCUUUCUGUACCUGUUGGCUAAGUAUAGCAGGCUAAUUGUUUUCCUAUAUUAUGGCAUGGCAAAUAGCAUUUGUAUUUCAGAUUCAGGUAUAUGUAGCUAUAGCUGUUGUGUUUAAGAUUUUUAAAAGAAUAAUAACAUGAAGAUAUUUAUGUAAACUGACUGUACUAUAAGCAAAGAUUGUGUGUUUUAUGUAUGAUGAUGAUGAUCAACGACAGGCACUAGGACAGCCAUCUUUGGACAUUGUUAUGUUGGAGAUGAUUGUGAUCCAGGAGUUUUAUUUCUUCAGAUUUUUUUUACCUUCAAGACAUCUUUUCCAUCAACUUUGUUUCUUUCUUUCAUUUGUGCAAUAUGCCGUGUAUGAUCAUGUUUUGUCCAAUCAUGCCAAUAUCAUUUGAUGUUUUAUUGCUCAAAACCAGCCAAUGUUUGGGUCAAUCACUGCCUCUCAGACCUCUGUACAGAUUGUUGUUUUUUAUUGUUUUUCUUUUCUUCCAAGAAGGAAAUAAAAUCAGCUGGAACUGAAAAGAA